This is a messenger RNA of Andrographis paniculata, 1517 nucleotides long. Its product is annotated as LRR receptor-like serine/threonine-protein kinase RGI5. Gene Ontology annotation, molecular function: protein binding. The record is from RefSeq and is a predicted model, not a curated record. NCBI's taxonomy places the organism in Eukaryota, Viridiplantae, Streptophyta, Magnoliopsida, Lamiales, Acanthaceae. The coding region runs from base 151 to 1161 and encodes 336 amino acids. The transcript is spliced from 12 exons.
AAUUAAAAAAUAAUUCCACCGACGAGAUCAACGGAUUUCACGCGGCGUCUGCACCCCGACAUUUUCAUCUGAUGAUCUUCUUCGCUCACACACAACGGGACACUCUCUGCGCGCGCCGUCUCGAUCUCUAAACAGCAGACCCAAUCUAGAAUGGUGCUCCGUCUCCGUUUUCCUUUCCUUUCUUCACUGUUUCACCUCUUCAUAGUCGCACCAUUGCUCCUCAGCCACGUCGUACAAAGCAAGACUCUUAAACGAGACGUGAAGGCAUUAAAUGAAAUAAAGGCAUCACUAGGGUGGAGAGUGGUGUACGCAUGGGUCGGUGAUGAUCCAUGUGGAGAUGGUGAUUUGCCUCCGUGGUCUGGUGUCACUUGUUCCACCAUCAGUGGGAGUGAUUAUCGGGUCGUUACUGAAUUGGAAGUAUAUGCAGUUUCUAUUGUUGGUCCUUUUCCACUUGCCGUUACCAACCUGGUGGAUCUUACUAGAUUGGAUUUGCAUAAUAACAAGCUGACAGGGCCAAUCCCACCUCAAAUUGGACGAUUGAAGCAUCUGAAGAUACUUAAUUUGAGGUGGAAUAAAUUUCAAGAUGCCAUUCCUCCUGAAAUUGGAGAACUGAAGCAGCUAACUCAUCUGUAUAUGAGUUUUAACAAUUUUAAGGGUGAAAUUCCAAGGGAGCUUGCAAAUCUUCCGGAACUGCGCUACCUCCAACUACAUGAGAAUCGUUUAAUUGGAAGAAUUCCACCAGAAUUGGGAACUUUGCCAAAUCUCCGACACCUGGAUGUUGGUAACAAUCAUUUGGUUGGGACCAUUCGGGAACUCAUCCGCAUUGAAGGAUGCUUCCCAGCUCUUCGUAAUCUGUAUCUUAAUAACAAUUACCUCACGGGAGGUGUCCCUUCACAGCUAGCUAACUUAACAAACUUGGAGAUCCUAUACUUAUCCCACAACAAAAUGUCUGGUGUAAUACCAUUUGGGCUUGCUCACAUUCCGCGACUAACCUACUUGUACCUGGAUCACAACCAAUUCUCUGGAAGGAUUCCUGAUACUUUCUACAAGCACCCAUUCCUAAAGGAAAUGUACAUCGAAGGGAAUUCAUUCCGGCCAGGGGUGAAACCUAUUGGCGACCACAAAUCCCUGGAACUUUCUGAUUCUGAAUUCCUGUUUUAGGAGAUUUCUGAACUGGAAAUGUGACUCUUUACAGUCGAAUGAAAUGAGGUAUAGCUAGAGCCAAUCCAAUUCCCCUCAUUGGUGUUGGGAUUGACAAAGAUCUAAUCAGUAAGGCUCAAGAUCCAUUCAUACAUCCUGAAGCCAGCACUCUACAAGUUGUUUCCAAAAGCGUCGACAGACAACCAGCCUGUUCGGUUCGUGAAGCUGGCUUCCUAAAAACUAUGUUGGCAGAAAUGUUAUCAACAACUUUUUGUUUAUGUAACAAAAAACUUAAGUCUUGAUUCUUGGCCAGGCAUGUAUUUGUACCAAAUGGGUAUGGCCAAAACAGUCAGUAAUUACAGAGUGGCUCUUUAGUA